Molecule: messenger RNA, 1305 nt
Organism: Stylonychia lemnae
Lineage: Eukaryota; Ciliophora; Spirotrichea; Sporadotrichida; Oxytrichidae
Source: the annotation of a GenBank genome assembly
AUGACUAGCAAAAAGAAGCAGUGGAAAAAAGCAAUUGAUCACGAUGAACUCCUUGAUGAUCUCCACUAGCACAACAAAUCUAAGAAUAUCUUAACUGAGGCUAAAUCACUUAAGGAUGACGAUCUUUUCAAAGUCAAUGUGAACAAGACAGAUUUAAAGAACUAAAGAGAAAAGCUUAAGAGAGAUAGGUUCAAGGAAAAGGAGAAGCUAUAUACAUCAUAGGUUGAAUAAAAACUACUCAAAAAGUUGCUAGAUAAGCAAGAAAGGAAAGUGCCUAAAAAGAAGGAAGAAGAAAUUGAAGGUGCAGUAUAAGACAUAUGGGGUUCAGAGGGAUCUAUAGUAAAGACUUAAAGUUUAGGUAGAAACUUUGAUAAGUUCAAGAAAUUCGCUUAGAAAACAUAGGUCAAAACUAAAGCAGUGGUAGUCCCACUUGGUGGUCAAAGCUACAAUCCAAGUGCUAAGGAUCAUAAGGAAGUUAUUAAGAAGGUAGUUGAAUAAGAAUUCAAGGAAGUGAAGGAACAAGAAAAGAUCUUAAGAUAACUCAAACCCUAUUUGUUUGAAGAAGCUAAAAAGAAAGAGGAAGAGGAGAAGAAAAAGAACGAGAAGGAAGUUAAACUAGUAGGGAAAAAGAGAGCAAGGACUAUUGAUGAUCCAGAUUCAGAGGAAGAAUCUGAUGAGGAAAACUCUGAUAACGAAGACGGUCUUGAGAUUCAGAACAAGCCAGUUGACAGAGGAAAUAAACUCACCAGGACUGAGAGGAAUCUUAAGUUGAUUAAGAGUCUCAAGAAAAAGGCUAUUCAGGAGCAGAAGAAGGAAAAGGUAUUUGUUCAAAGUUUAGAUAAGCUCCCACAAUACAUCUAGCUAGAUCAAAUUCAGAAAAAGAAGAUUCAAAAGGGAAUGGAUAAAAGGUAUAAGGAAAAGCAAGUUGAAAAGUAAAUUCAAGAGAAGGUGGGUGUUGUCAGUAAACCAGCUAGAAUAGGUAAAUACAACUAUCAAAUGAAGAAAAUCGAAUUCCAAACUGAGGAUGAGUUGGCUGCUAACUUGAGACAACUUAAACCACAAGGACCAGGAGACUUGCUUGUAGAUAGAUUCGACUCAAUUUUCCGUCGCAGAAUGAUCGAGCCAGCUGAGCCUCUCAACUCAGAUAGAAAGAGACUCAAGAAACAAAAGUUCAAGUGGCAUUAGUCCAUAGGUGGCAAAGGAGCAAAUAAAUUAGCAAAGAAAAACGAAGUGAGGAAAAACAAAAACACUAAGAAGGGUCAAUCAAGUGCUCAAAUGCUUCAAAACGAUCUCAUUUUAAUCUGA